Cajanus cajan (pigeon pea) is the source of this 1631-nucleotide messenger RNA. RefSeq names its product origin recognition complex second largest subunit 2 (gene ORC2). Gene Ontology annotation, cellular component: nuclear origin of replication recognition complex; nucleus. The record is from RefSeq and is a predicted model, not a curated record. Lineage: Eukaryota; Viridiplantae; Streptophyta; Magnoliopsida; Fabales; Fabaceae. Gene Ontology annotation, molecular function: DNA replication origin binding. Gene Ontology annotation, biological process: DNA replication.
AGCUCGGAUAGGAUACUUGCGAACCGCCAACGAUUUGAGAAAACCCGACCCGGAAGUUUUCUUGGGGUGCGAUCAGAUGAAAAAUGGCGGGAAAAUUUUCUAGGGCACAAAAAAGCAACUGACAUAAAUUUGCUUCCACACUGUUUCUUCUCUCUCGCUGUUUGAACGAUGGACAUCAAUGACAAUUGGGAGGACGAAGACGACGAGUUCGAGUUCUCGCGGAACUAUUUUCUUGCGAAGGAACUCGCUUCAUCCUCCAAGAAAUCUAAGUCAAAACACAAGCUCACUGACAUCACCGUCGUUGAUGAACAGGAAUUGAGGGAAGCCGCGUCGCAAAUUGAACCCAAGCAUGAAGCUGAGAUCGCUCUCUUGUUGGAUUCCUAUGAGACUAUGUAUCCUGAAUGGCUUUUCGCGCUAAGGUGUGGUUUUGGGCUUCUGAUGUAUGGCUUUGGAUCUAAGAAGGCUCUCAUUGAAGAUUUUGCUUCAACGGCACUGACUGAAUAUUCUGUAGUUGUUAUUAACGGAUAUCUUCAAGCCAUUAACUUGAAACAGGUUGUGAUAGCUUUAGCUGAAGUUCUAUGGGACCAAUUGAAAGCUAAACGAAAGGUUUCCAAUCGGGACUUGCCCAAGAGCCGGCAGUCAUUCAAUUCUCAAUCCAUGGACGAUCUUCUUACAUUUUUGGAUCAAGUGGAACUAGAGGACGGUGACUUUUUUGUUUGUGUUGUUAUUCACAACAUAGAUGGACCUGGAUUAAGGGAUUCUGAUACCCAACAAUAUCUUGCUCGACUAGCUGCCUGUGCCCGAAUUCGCGUUGUUGCCUCUAUUGACCAUGUUAACGCUCCUCUGUUUUGGGACAAGAAUAUGGCUCACACACAGUUCAAUUGGUGCUGGUAUCAUGUUCCUACUUUUGCCCCUUACAAGGUUGAAGGCAUGUUUUAUCCUCUGAUUCUUGCUCAUGGCAGCGCCAACCAAAAUGUCAAAACAGCUACAAUAGUUUUGCUAAGUUUGACACGCAAUGCCCAGAGUGUAUUUAAAGUUCUUGCCGAACAUCAACUCUCUCACCCUGAAGAAGGAAUGCCAAUCAAUGAUCUCUACUCUGUGUGUCGAGAACGUUUUCUUGUAAGCAGUCAGGUUACACUGAAUUCCCAUUUGACUGAAUUUAAAGAUCAUGAGCUGGUCAAAAUUAAGAAGCAUUCUGAUGGUCAAGAUUGCUUGCACAUCCCUCUGACAGCAGAAGCACUUCAGAAAGUUGUGCUCGAGAUCAAUUAGUAGCGAGGAUUGUCGUUCUUACGAAAUUGAAUGGGAAAGCGAAUCAGUUCAUGGACAUUUUCCUAAAGUGGUUGAUAAGCAGGAACUGUUCAUUGAAUGGAAAUCCAAUCAUCUGUAGCACGUUCUUGAUGAGAGCCUAAUAUUUAAGUUUCAAACUAGCUUUAAGAGGAAAUUUAUAAUCAGUUAGAUCACUCCCCCCCCCGGAUCUGGGGUAUUGUUUUGACCAAUUCUGUUUUGUCAAAAAUGUGAAUGAAAUGGUUAAAAAAUGUAUGUGAAAUGGUUGAAAUGCUUGUAAAGUAAUAUUUGAAAACGGAUGUUACUCAAUGAAAUUAGAAAUUAAAUCCAAUGUACGGUUAAUAUAA